CAAUUCUUCGACGUCGAUAAAUCAGUGAUCACUCCUGAAUUUACAAUUGUACAUAUAUAGCGCAUAGCUACCUACAUUUCCACAGUCGCAAGAGAGUAUCACUACGAUUGCGAUGGCGACGAGACGAUUAACCACCGCCGCCUUGCGCGGGGCAGGCGAAAGAGCUGUAGCCUCAACCGCUCCUCGCUCACACGUUCUGCGAUCUUCGUUCAGCACAGCUUCUCCCUCCCUACGAUGCCUAGUAUCCCCAGCGCGCCCACGAUCUCUGCGCAGUAUUGCCCCUAGACGCGCCCAGUACUCGACGGACAUGCCGCAGAGCCGAUUCUGGACAUUCGAGCAGAUCAACGUCGCCCGCGCAACCACCGAAGCCGCCGCCACACCCAGCGCCGCGCCACGCGUAACCCUAAUCGACGUGCGCGAGCCGGACGAGCUGCACAAGACGGGGCGGAUCCCCGGGGCCCUGAACAUCCCGAUGAUGACGCACCCGGACAGCUUCCACAUCUCGGCGGACGACUUCCGGGACCGGUUCGGGUUCGAGCGGCCGGGCGACGACGACCAGGUCGUGUUCUAUUGCAAAGCUGGGGUGCGGAGCCGGGCUGCCGCGGAGAUCGCGAUGAAGGCUGGGUGGAAGAAUGUCGGGGAGUAUCCUGGGAGUUGGUUGGAUUGGUGUAAGAAUGGGGGGGAUGUGCAGAUGGGUAUGAAGGUUCGGAAGGGGGAUAAGGGUGGGGAGGGGAAGGCGUGAGGGGGAUGGGGAAUUAGGAAUGAGGGAUGAUAUGAAGAUGGCAUGAAUAUGAUGUGUAUGAUGGGAUGAGGAGUAUCUUGCCCUUUCUAUUCCCUACCUACCUAUGUAGUUCUCAUUCAAAGAAUGGGAUCGGGGGAUGGGCUAUUCGGGGUCAUCUGUGAAAUACAUACCUGCAUAUUAGAUAGUAGUGGUAAGCUUGAAGAACUAAGCACUCACUGCAUAAGACCUAUCAUAGGACACAAUACUAUCUAGUAAGAGUCUAG
Annulohypoxylon maeteangense is the source of this 1005-nucleotide messenger RNA. RefSeq names its product Rhodanese-like protein. The record is from RefSeq and is a predicted model, not a curated record. Gene Ontology annotation, molecular function: thiosulfate-cyanide sulfurtransferase activity. Lineage: Eukaryota; Fungi; Ascomycota; Sordariomycetes; Xylariales; Hypoxylaceae. Gene Ontology annotation, cellular component: mitochondrion. The transcript has 2 exons. The coding region runs from base 113 to 742 and encodes 209 amino acids.